Messenger RNA from Saxophila tyrrhenica, 417 nucleotides. RefSeq lists its product as uncharacterized. NCBI's taxonomy places the organism in Eukaryota, Fungi, Ascomycota, Dothideomycetes, Mycosphaerellales, Extremaceae. The record is from RefSeq and is a predicted model, not a curated record. Gene Ontology annotation, biological process: mitochondrial respiratory chain complex IV assembly. Bases 1 to 417 code for a protein of 138 amino acids. Gene Ontology annotation, cellular component: mitochondrion. The transcript is spliced from 2 exons.
AUGCCUUCCUCCUGCAACGACAUCCGCGCCGCACUCGCCUCGUGUCUCCAGAAUUCAGAUUGUGUACUGGUCCACCGCAACACCCCUGCCGACUGCCUCCGACCGCCACUCGCCGACACCCUUCCCACCCAAUGUCAGCAACUCAAGCACGGCUACGGCCAAUGCAAACGAGGCAUGAUUGACAUGCGGAAGCGCUUCCGUGGCAACAAGCCCAUUUCAACGAGCCUGGAACUCGAGGGCGAGAGCGCCGAUCUGGACAAGACGGAGGUCCCGAUGCUGUACGCUGGCAAGGGUGGAUUCGAGGGCGUGGGACCGAGAAAGACAGAUGGGAGAGAAAAGAGCGAGGAGGAGAUGGAGAAGGCUGGGUUUGAGCGAUUUGUGAGGAACGACGGGAGCGUGGACUGGAGGAAGAAGUGA